This is a messenger RNA of Apis laboriosa (Himalayan honeybee), 2846 nucleotides long. RefSeq names its product tetraspanin-9-like. Lineage: Eukaryota; Metazoa; Arthropoda; Insecta; Hymenoptera; Apidae. The transcript has 6 exons. The record is from RefSeq and is a predicted model, not a curated record. Bases 201 to 1142 code for a protein of 313 amino acids. Gene Ontology annotation, cellular component: membrane.
UAAAAAGGAAUCAAUGAUACGAUUUUAAAAAAAAAUAUAUAUAUAUUUGAAAUGAAUUUUACUCGUCUCGUUAACAUUCUUGUUUAUCCUGACUAUUAAUGGAGUGUCAUCGUGAAGGAUUGACGUGACGAAUAGUCACCGACUUCUUAUUGUCGUGUACGCGUUAAUGCAGAGGAAUUUUAAGAAUUCGACGAAUUAAAAUGGAAAGAAAAAAUUUUGGCAUAUCUCAAAUUUUCGUGUGUUGUUCGAACAUCAUUUUUCUGAUAUCGGGUUUCACGUUGAUGUCAUUAGGAGCAUUUUUAUUAGCUGAUGAUGAACGUAUUUUAUUGUCGCGUUUAUUGGGACCAGGUGAUAUACAUCCCGAUCAACCACUUUUUUAUUACUUAGCAUUUGCACUCGUUGGACUCGGAUUUCUGAUCACGUUAACUGGUCUACUUGGAUGUUGGGCAAUUUGUCUUUAUAAUCGAUGCAUCACAAUUUCAUAUUUCAUCACGAUAAUCCUCCUAUUACUCGGCGAAUGCACCGUAUGCGUUCUCGUGGUGUUCUGGCCUCACGUUUUAGGCAUCGAUGUCAGACCGGCACGAUUGAUACGAGCUUUGCAGCGAAGCUACGCCGUACCCGGUCGAGAGCAAUUCACGGCAGCCCUUGAUCUCGCACAAACAACGUUUGCUUGUUGCGGCAUAAACGGAAGCAGCAAUUACGGCACCUCAUGGUGGCGGCUGCAGGAAGUCGGCCGAAGAGAAUUAGUGGUGCCUCUCAGUUGCUGCACCCUGAAUAAUGUAAACCAGACCGAUUCCUUCCUCAAUCCCGAACCUGCCAAUCUUACUCUCUGCCAGGCUUUGAAUCCCGCCGAACAUCAAUAUGCCCGGCACACUACGGGUUGUUUGGAGAUGUUGGAGAAAUGGACUCAAGACCAAGCGUUGAUAUUGCUCGUGAUUGGACUUACUAUUAUUUUCGUGGAGGUAAGCGCACUUCUAAGCACAUUCUUCGCCUGUUCAAAAGGGACUAAGAGAACUAAGUCACAAGCAUCAACGUUUACGUCGACGCAAACGCUCAGCCCAUUCAACGAGAGCGAUCACGAUUUUGGAUUAGAUAUCGAGAACAGAAACGCGACUGGAACAACGUUUGGCGCUAAAUCAUGAAGAUGGCUAGAGGGCAGUGAGGGUAAAUCGUCGAUCGAUAUCAAAAAUACGAAAACUGUGUCGAACUUGUCCAGGUUAGGGGAUGUAAGAAGAUUUAGUAAGAGUAUAAUCGAAGAAUGGAAAAAUUCUCCAGAAUUUGAGGACGACGAAGUGUUGCGAAGUGAUCAAUUGUACGAAGAGCGUGCAAUAGAUGUCGUGCCAGAUUGUCCCAAUAAAACUUGGUCAAUAGAGAAAAAUAAUCUCGAUAAAAGUCGCGAUGAUAAAAGUAACGCGAUGAUUAAGUCAAAAUUGCAUAGCAGCGCCGCCACUGUUAGAAGUAUUCCAAUAAAGAAUUACCAGGCCUCGAUAGCCCAUAACAUUGGAACGUUAAAACGGUCAGAGAUACCUCAACUCCAAUUUGAAUCCUCGAUGUCCGAACCCGAUAAGAGUCUCCGUUUAACUAAAUACAAAACCAUAUCUUCUCCCCAAAACGAAGUUAAAUCUCAAAUUCGACGAUCGACCAUGGCCUCGAAGCAUUCGGAAAUUUUAAACCCAUCCAGGAGAUCUUGUCAUUCUUGCGAUUAUCAACGCGAAAUUCAAAAUGAACAGCGUAAGGUCAACUCGAAGAUAAAAACGUUGGAUAGAAGAAUUGUGAAGAGUGAACGUAACGUUUCGAAUCAAAAGGAUGAUCUUAGCGAUUUUGGUGGUGAUGAUUAUUUUCAUAAAUCUCCCCCUCAAAAAUAUAAUUGCAGCCAUCGAAGAUCAAAAGGAGACACGAGAAUUCAAGAUCAAUCGAACGAGGAAUCGAUGGAAAAUAGAGAUUUGAAGCGGUUGAGAAACGAGGAAACACGGAUCAAGAGUAAAUGGGGGACCAUUGAUUUCAAACGUGGACACGUGGGUCAAAAAAUAUCGGCGUACGAGGAAAAUGCCAAACGCGGUAAUCGUAAUUGGACGUCUCUCGACACGUAUCAAAUAUUUCCCGAAAUAAAGAAACAUCGAGCGAUCGGUGUACCAUUAGUAGGCAUGCAUAACGCGUGCGGUUUGCCCGUAGUGGCUUCAUGGCACGAUCAUGAACUAUUGGAACCUAUGAGAGUCAAAGGAGGUAGGGUUUUAGGAACGUUAAGGCCGAUUGUCAAAGGAUCAUCGCGUGCUUCGAUUAAUUUCCGUCAUCGAACUCAUCCUAAAAGGAGAAUGGUCGAUACGAAUCAGAGCAUUUCUAAAAGGAGCCAAGUUUUAGAUUUAAGAGAGUCUGAUAAGAAGAUUGAUUAUCCAUCAAUAAAGUCGUUAGUUUCUUUGGAAGCGGAUGGGCUAAGAAAGAAAAGGAGACAUCGAUCUUCAUUUAAGGCGAAGAGAACUGGUACAUUUUCGAAAAAUACUAUGAAACGAAAGAGUAGAUCGGAUGAAAGAAAAGAUAAAGAGAAUUGUUUGAUGAGCAGUCUUUAUAAAAAAUCAUUCGAACCUGGAAAUACAAAAAGACAAACUUUGUAUGCGAGAGAUGAUGGAGAAGAUGCUGUGCAAGUUCUUAAGAGUUUAUGUUUAAAUCCUUUGGCACGAACGAAAUCUGAUACUGAUAUGAUAUGGUAAAAUUAACGAGACGUGAAAUUGGAAUAAACAUCUUGAUUGAACAGUCAAUGAUAUUUAUAUCAUUCAUUUUUCUCUAGAUAUCUUAUUUGCAUGUAUAAUUGUAAUUAAGUCUGAUUUAUCCCAUAUAUGUGUAAACUGCAA